Molecule: messenger RNA, 2219 nt
Organism: Durio zibethinus
Lineage: Eukaryota; Viridiplantae; Streptophyta; Magnoliopsida; Malvales; Malvaceae
Product: fatty acid amide hydrolase-like
Molecular function (GO): catalytic activity
Source: RefSeq, a predicted model, not a curated record
UUGCUUUAACCACCAACAUCCCACCAGUCCACGAGUGACAAGUUUUUCCUGUAAAAUGGGAUUGUUCAAGGCUGCGGGCGUCGUUUACAAGCCGGUAGAGCAGAUCGAUCUUGGUCCUGGCAGCAAUGAGUUUUAUCUCAAAGCCAAUGUCAAAGCUCCUCGCAUGGCUGGAUUUCUGGUUAAAAUCUUUGCCUGGUUCCUGGAGUCAAGGAUCAUAGGAACAUUGUUGUUGUACAUUUUGAAGAGGAACAAUCUAAUUCACAAGCUUGUUUCGAAUGCCACGCUGGAGGAGCCACCUAUGUUUGUUCCUUUGCAUCCUUUUGUUGACCUUAACGAACAAGAAGUAAAACAAAUUGACUCUGAUGCAUCUCCACCAGAACGAGUUCAGCAGGCAAUGAAUUGCCUUCCUUUAACCUUAGGGAAGUCACUUGAUGAUUUAAAACCCAACUGCUUCCGACGCUGGACAAUAGCGGAUUAUUCAAGAGCCUACAGUUCUGGAGAAAUAACUCCACGGAAGGUUGGAGAGCUGUUUAUAGAUGCUGUGCGUGAAUCUUCCAGUCUUCCUUUGCCUAUGUCCUUGUUCAUUAACUAUGAUGCUGAAGAUAUCCUAAGGCAAGCUACAGAGUCAACUCUUCGGUAUGAAAGAGGGGAUCCAAUAUCUGCUUUAGAUGGAGUCCCAAUUGCUAUCAAGGAUGAAAUAGAUUGUUCUCCAUAUCCAACUACAGGAGGUACAAAGUGGCUGCACAAGUUUAGACCUUGCACAGGUGAUGCAUGCUGUGUUUUGCGACUUAGAUCCUGUGGUGCAAUAAUUGUUGGAAAGACUAAUAUGCAUGAGCUUGGAGCUGGAACAAGUGGGAUAAAUCCUCACUAUGGGACUGCUAGAAAUCCCUAUGAUCCCAACAAAAUCGCUGGUGGUUCCUCUAGUGGAUCUGCUGCAGUAGUAUCUGCAGGAUUAUGCCCCGUUGCCCUUGGUGUAGACGGGGGAGGAUCCGUGCGGAUGCCUGCAUCCCUUUGUGGUGUUGUGGGGUUCAAACCGACUUUUGGGCGCAUACCUCAUUCAGGUGUUCUUCCUCUAAACUGGACUGUUGGGAUGGUUGGAAUAGUAGCAGGCACCUUGGAGGAUGCAUUUAUUGUUUAUGCUGCGAUUAAUGGCCAACUUCCAUCACAUGAGCCAACCACUUUACCUCCCAAAGUACAUUUUCCACUGCUGAACUCAACAAAUCCAAUAUCAAACAUCAAGCUAGCAAAAUAUGGAGAGUGGUUCAAUGAUUGCUGCGACGAAAUCAGAAUAUGCUGCUCCAAUGCUCUGCAAUUGCUUUGUGAGCGUUACAAGUGGAAGACUGUAGAGGUUACCAUACCAGAGAUAGAAUCGAUGCGCCUGGCACAUUAUCUGACGAUUGGUUCCGAAUGCACCACUUCGCUGAGUUCUUAUCUGGAAAAGCUCGAUUAUGCAGAAUUAGGAUGGGAUGCAAGAGUAGCACUUAGGGUAUAUGGUGCUUUCCACAGCAAAGAGUACAUAAAGGCCCAGAAAAUGAGGAACCGACAGAUGCAGAUUCAUAGCAGUAUAUUUGCCAAGGCAGAUGUCAUUGUUUCUCCGACAACGGGUGUGACUGCAUACCAGAUAUUUGAUGAUGCUGUAAAGACUGGUGAACUUGAUUACAUAAAUGGAGCUGCCCUUGUUCGAUAUCAGAUAGCAGGAAACUUUUUGGGACUACCUGCAGUGACGGUUCCUGUUGGCUAUGACAAGGCAGGUUUACCAAUUGGCCUUCAAUUUAUAGGAAAGCCAUGGUCAGAACCCACAUUAAUGCACAUAGCAUUUGCAAUGCAGGCCUUGUGCAUCUCAGACUAUAGAAAGCCAAAGAUUUUCUAUAAUCUACUUCAUAAGAAUUGAGCAGGCCGUGGGAUGAUAAUCAGCCACCAAGAUUAUUGCAUUCAGCAUAUAUAGCUUCUUCUACUUCUCUUGAUGAAAUGGCUUUGUACAACUGACUUACCAUGGUGCAUAGCAAUACACAGUAUUGCUUAAUUUAUUUACGAGUUGCCAUUGUUGAGAUGGAUAUCUCAAAAAUCGUUGGCAUCUGAAAGUGUGUAUCAGGUAAUUCAUAUCAAUAAACAGACUGAUUCAGAUGCUUGUUUUAUGCCUAUAACUGGAUCCAAUUCUCGUGUUAAAAGUAGCGUGAUUGUGGACUUGGGGUAGCCAGAGUUCAUGUGGAACUUGCUGA